CCCCACCCACUAACGUCAGAGGCCAGAAGUGAGCGUUGCUGGGGCCCGGAUGUGAGGAGAACGCGACUGCGGGGAGAGCGGAGAGCGUGUCUCGACCAGCACUUGGAUUCAGCUUCUUCAUUUCCAACAUGGAAGAAACCUACAUCGAUUCUCUGGACCCUGAAAAACUAUUACAAUGCCCCUAUGAUAAAAACCACCAGAUCAGGGCCUGCAGGUUUCCUUAUCAUCUUAUCAAGUGCAGAAAGAAUCAUCCUGAUGUCGCAAACAAAUUGGCUACUUGUCCCUUCAAUGCUCGCCACCAGGUGCCUCGGGCCGAAAUCAGCCACCACAUCUCAAGCUGUGAUGAUAAGAGUUGUAUUGAACAGGAUGUUGUCAACCAAACCAGGAACCUUGGACAAGAGACUCUGGCCGAGAGCACCUGGCAGUGCCCUCCUUGUGAUGAAGACUGGGAUAAAGAUCUGUGGGAACAGACCAGCACCCCAUUUGUCUGGGGCACAGCCAACUACUGUGGCAACAACAGCUCUGCAAGCAAUGUAGUUAUGGAACAUAAGAGUAACCUGGCUUCAGGCAUGCGUGUUCCCAAGUCUCUGCCAUAUGUUCUGCCAUGGAAAAACAAUGGAAAUGCACAGUAACUGAAUAUCUAUCUCAUCAAAUGCCAGACCCUAGAAGACUCUUGAUUCUUCUUGCUACCAAAGGGUUCUUCGUUUUUUUUUUCUCCUAAUCUAAUUAUAGAAAGAUAAACUGUGACUUUCAAACUGACAAGGUCUUUUUUUUUUCCCUCCCUGCUUUGAGUCUCAUUCAUUUGAUGCAGGAAAGAACCCUCAAACUCAGAAGAACUGUUUCAAAUAAAGCAUCAACAUAGAUA
Suricata suricatta (meerkat) is the source of this 865-nucleotide messenger RNA. RefSeq names its product gametocyte specific factor 1 (gene GTSF1). The coding region runs from base 129 to 632 and encodes 167 amino acids. NCBI's taxonomy places the organism in Eukaryota, Metazoa, Chordata, Mammalia, Carnivora, Herpestidae. The record is from RefSeq and is a predicted model, not a curated record. The transcript has 9 exons.